This is a messenger RNA of Punctularia strigosozonata HHB-11173 SS5, 1408 nucleotides long. RefSeq lists its product as uncharacterized. Lineage: Eukaryota; Fungi; Basidiomycota; Agaricomycetes; Corticiales; Punctulariaceae. Gene Ontology annotation, biological process: positive regulation of proteasomal ubiquitin-dependent protein catabolic process; protein polyubiquitination; ubiquitin-dependent protein catabolic process. The record is from RefSeq and is a predicted model, not a curated record. The transcript has 6 exons. The coding region runs from base 479 to 1408 and encodes 309 amino acids. Gene Ontology annotation, molecular function: ubiquitin conjugating enzyme binding; zinc ion binding; ubiquitin protein ligase activity. Gene Ontology annotation, cellular component: cytoplasm; ubiquitin ligase complex.
CUUUCUUCCAUCUGCCCAGGCCGUUGGCUCCUACCUGGCAGGUUUAUUCCGAGUGGAUGCACGCUUGCUAGAGGAUACAUCGCUGCAGUGGGAGGUCCAAUUGUUCGGGCAAUGCUCCGCACAUGUCUUCUGUGCGAAGCGAGUGUCGCCUCUGCCAGAUGAAUGGUUCGAUGCCAUCGCAAGAUCCACCGUCACACAACUACAGCUGAAGGUGGGCAUCGCCCAGGCGCAGGACGAGUGCCAGUCCCUUCAAGCCACCGUCAAUAAUCUCACCGCUGACGUCGUUCGUCUGGAGUCCGAGGUAGAGAACUUACAAGACGAACGGCGUCAGCGCCAGCAGAGCUGGCUACCGUGGAAUCUGCGUCCUGCCGACGUCUACAAUCAUCAUCGGGAAAAAUCACCCUCGCCCCCAUUUCACGGAGCAUCGUCAUCAAACGCGAGCAACUCGACGUCGAAAGGCAAGGCAAGAGAUUCUGAAAUGAACGAUAAAUCAUACGCAGCGGCUCUUCGCAGGAGUGCGGAGACGAAAGACGGUCUUCCUUCCACUGCACUACCGCCCGCCCGUCCCACUCUGGAUGACGCCGCAUUGGCGGACCAACUCAGGAGAGAGUUUGAAGCACAGGACUUGGAAGAUGCUCGCAUCGCUGCAGAUAAACAGCGCGAAUAUGAGGAGGAGCAUAUUCAGCUGAUCUCCCAGUUUGAGGAACUGAAAGCGGGGGAUCCCGGCUCCUUCGAUUGCGGGAUCUGUCUUGAGACACAAUCCACCUUCGCACUCUCUCGAAUCGAUCCGUGCGGUCAUCUGUUCUGUCGGGAGUGCCUGCGUCUUUAUCUUCAAUCCAAGCUUGGAGAACAGCGGUUCCCAAUCCUAUGUCCCGUUUGCUUGACGGAAAAAGACAGACGCGACCCCGGAACUCUGAACGACGACAUCGCGCAUACUGUUGGUAUCACGGAGAAAGAGUAUGAGACGUACGUUGAGUUGCAAAUGGCAAGCUUCUCCAUCUUACUCCAUUGCCGCAAAUGCAGCAAGUCCGUGUUCGUCGAUCGUCGCGAAUACGAAGAAGCGAAGCUGAUAGUAUGCCCAUUGCCCACAUGCAAUUAUUUGUGGUGCAAGGACUGCUCUCGUGAAGUGGAUAUUGCCACCUCUGUGCAUUCAUGCGACGGUACUUCAGAACUGAACGAUCUCAUGGACCGACGAGGGUGGAAGCAUUGCCCUGGCUGUAGCACUCCGGUUGAGAAGACACAAGGAUGCAACCAUAUGACGUGCAUGUCAGCGGGAUGUAACACACACUUUUGUUACAAAUGCGGGCAGACAAUCGUGCGUUCGGUGAAGCUCUCCGAUAUCCGAAGUCAUGUGUCUGCACACUAUGGCAGAUGCGCCUUGUUUUCAGGUCGCGUGUAUGAGCAGUGA